Paramacrobiotus metropolitanus is the source of this 3162-nucleotide messenger RNA. Its product is annotated as transforming growth factor-beta receptor-associated protein 1 homolog. NCBI's taxonomy places the organism in Eukaryota, Metazoa, Tardigrada, Eutardigrada, Parachela, Macrobiotidae. Bases 327 to 2897 code for a protein of 856 amino acids. The record is from RefSeq and is a predicted model, not a curated record. Gene Ontology annotation, cellular component: cytoplasm; membrane. Gene Ontology annotation, biological process: autophagy; vesicle-mediated transport; endosomal vesicle fusion. The transcript has 15 exons.
CUACGUAAAAAAGUUUACUUUUUAAUUUUUUCAAGAAGACAGUUUGAAUUUUGUGUAUAGUGGAACAUACAGUUACAUACUGUAUCACCGGAAACCCUACAUGCUAGCCAACUUUACCAUACGGUUGCGGGUUGUAAUCUUUCCGAGAAGUGCCUGAAAUAUCUCGCAGUGCAAUGGGGAAUAGUCGAUAUGCUGCUAAAUUGUCGGGAACCUGAUGGGAUGUGACAUGGCGUCUGAUCGAUGAUCCUCAUGUUGAUCUUGUUCUGGAGAUUUGCCAAGAUUCCCUUCGCUCUUUUCCAUCAUUUGAAUGACUGCAGCAGAUCAGAAUGAGUGUGAAGACCUUCGAUCUGGAGCCCGUCCUGAGCAGUCUGGGAGUGCAGAGUCCCGCGGGGAAGAGUGCCUCCCCCGUUGGCCAGCUGGCUCCUGACAACCAGAUUACGUCCAUUGACUUUGCUGCAGGACAACUCUUUGUGGGAUCCGCUACAGGCUGGAUUCAUCGGUUUGCUGUUCAGCAGACACUUUCGGCACACGGCCGUCCGUCGUAUCGCUGCAAACCCAGCGCUUCAAAAUAUGUCGGACAGAAGAAGCCGAUUAUGCAGCUGAAGGCCGUCCAUGCCCUGAAUCGGGUGUUAUACUUAUGCGAUGGCGUCUUGGCCAUGCUGGAUGCGGCCACUGUCGAGCUGGUGCAGACCAGUGGAUCGCGCGUCAAAGGUGUGACACGGUUCAGCGUCAGUGAUCGGGAUGAUCCGGAAAAUCCCUUCGCAACAUACGAUGUUUGCGUGGCCAAAAAGAAGCAUCUGCAGCUGCACACCCUGUUGGAGACGCACUUCACCCUGACCACGGAGAUCCCCGUCAGCGAGCCCAUCGUGGAGAUGGUGUACAGUGAGCCGUUCAUCUGCUUCGCCUCCCCGCUGCAGUACCACAUGCUCAACGCCCGCGCGGCGCCGCACACGGUGCACGAGUUGUUCCCCUUCGCGGACCAGCCGGUCAUCUUGUCCCUGACCGAUUCCCCGCAGCACGAGUUCCUCCUGUCCGGCCCGGGUGGGCUGGGCAUGUUCGUGUCCGCCGACAGUCUGGUGGCGCCGCGGCCGCCCAUUAACUGGGCCGAAUUAAAGGUAUUACGGAUGCAGUACACAUCGCCGUACAUUCUGGUGUACAGUGAAACCGAUAUCUGGGUAUACUCGUCCAUCAAUCAGCAGCCCAAACAGAGCCUGCAGUUCGAGCAAUGUCGCGCGCUGUGCACCGCGGACUUCCCGGGGAAGAUGCUGGGAACGCCCUUGAUGGCGUCGCUCGGCCAGGUGUGGGCUCUGGAGAACGUUCCCUGGCAGGAACAAGUGGAAACCCUGCUGGAAGAUAAACGCGUGGAGGAAGCCCUGCAGAUCGCCCGCUCCUUCCUGGACGCCGACGCGGGCGACAAUCUGUACCUAUCCAACAUCCUCCAUCGUGCCGCGCUGAUCUGUCUGCAUCGCAACGAACUGGCCCGCGCCCAGGAAAUCCUGCUGGACAGUCAGGGUCCGCCGGAGGAUAUCCUGCAGUUCUGCCCGGAUUUGGUCCAGGACACCUCCAUGGAAGGGGUCCGCAAGGGACGCAGCGGAGAUCUAGCGGUGGAACUGUUUGAGUCGGGUGAGGAAGGAACGGUGGCGCGGCGGAACCGGUUUUUGUUGGGAUAUUUGGAGGAGUUGCGUAAAGUGGCGGGCGAGGAUUUUAGCGAGGAAUUGAAUUUGGUUUACGUGCGUUUGUUGACUGCCACGCGAUCGAAAGAUUUAACAGCUUUUGUCAAAUCCUACCGCAAUCCUCUGCCCUACGAGACUGCAAAGGAUGCUCUAUUAGCCCAGCAUCGUUACGUAGCCGUGGCGUAUUACGAACUGCGCAGCGGCAAUAUCCAGCGGGCACUGGAUAUCUUCCGGCAGGUGCAUGAUGGAGGUCUGGUUGACGAUGUGGACGGUGUUGUCGGGAUCGACGCUAUUGCUGACCUGAUCAGAAGCUACCAAGCAACUCUUGACCAAUCGCAUUUAAUAAAAAAUCUGGAAUGGCUGUUGAAAAGAGACGAAGCUGUGGCCGCCAGUCUGAUUUUAUCCAUCCAGUUCCCGGAUCAUCACGCCGUGUUUGAUCUCCUGGAUUCGUUUCCGGAAAUCCGUUUUCGCUACCUCGAAUAUUUGGUGCUGGAGCAGCACAAAUCGGAUGAGGAGUUGUACCAGCGACUGACGAUAGGAUAUCUGGACGCGUUGAAAGCAUUGCCGAAUGUGAUGGGCAAGGACGCCAUUAAAAUCCGGCAUAAACUGCAGUCAGUAUUGGAAAGUCCUCAUUUAACCGAUUUAUCCACGGUGUCCACGUUGAUUGAUCAAAUGGAUUUGCGGCCCGAGAAAGUGCUUCUUCUAGCUAAGACCGGCGAGCAUUACAAAGCGUUGGAUUUCCUCGUCUACGGAAUGAAAGAUAACGCAGCUGCCGUGGAAUACUGCAUAAAACAGUCGAAAAAUGAUCGGAAAAUGAAGAGGGAUUUGUUUGAGCAUUUACUGAAUAUUUAUUUCGAUCCACGUGAGCAGAACGAGGAAUCCAUCCAUGCUGCGCUGCAGCUGCUAAACAACGAGGCAGCUGAUUUCGAUCCGGUUAAGGUGCUAUCGGUACUGCCGGCCAACUGGUCCAUCGAUAAUUUGCGCAAAUUCCUGGUGAACAAUCUCCGCCGCAGUCUACAUAAUCAGCGGAUGACGGCGGUGGAGCGGAGUUUAAUGAAAUUGCACAGCACCAGUAUCCGUUCCGCGGCGCUGAAGCAUUUGACGGAGAAAGUCUUUCUGAGCGAUGACCAGAGGUGUUUCGUCUGCCAUAAACGCUUCACCGAUCCCAACUUCCGGCUGCGUCUGGACGGCCAGAUAACACAUGUGCACUGUGAUUCCCUGUGAAGAGUGGUCUUUCCGGUGUCGCUUCCUGAUUAUAACAGAUGUUUCUAUCCUCCUCCGCUUCAUAAAAGUUUUAUGUUAUUUUUGUACUGACAGCGUUGUUGUUUUUUAAUAAUUUUAGCCAUUUCAGUCUUGCUGACGAAAGACAUUUCCCUGGACGUACAAAGUUAUUUGAUUUUUUAUCAGUCAGUGUGCAACGACGGUUGUUGUGCCAUGAAAGAAAUUUACGCAGAACAACAUACAAUCCAUUUUGUUGAUAUUAAUUAAU